Messenger RNA from Colletotrichum phormii, 873 nucleotides. RefSeq names its product histidinol dehydrogenase-domain-containing protein. The record is from RefSeq and is a predicted model, not a curated record. NCBI's taxonomy places the organism in Eukaryota, Fungi, Ascomycota, Sordariomycetes, Glomerellales, Glomerellaceae. Gene Ontology annotation, molecular function: metal ion binding; NAD binding; histidinol dehydrogenase activity. The coding region runs from base 477 to 767 and encodes 96 amino acids. The transcript has a single exon. Gene Ontology annotation, biological process: L-histidine biosynthetic process. Gene Ontology annotation, cellular component: cytosol; cytoplasm.
CUGCAAUAAGGCGCAGUCAAUACCAUUGCCCGCACAACAUCACCAUCCAAAAUGGUUCAACAUCUCAAAUCCAGAGCUGCCAAAAAUGGCAGCAACUCUGCAUUCCCGCUCGAUGUCCCAGGGAUCGUGAGGGGCGUUAUCGACUACAUCCGGACAACAAAUGGUCGCCGGCGUCUUUCAAGCUCUCCCAGUCAGACAUUGACUCUAUUGUUGCCAAGGUUCCUGCUCAAGUCAUAACCGACAUCAAGACGGUGCAGGACAAUGUCCGGACAUUUGCUCUAGCUCAACGAGACUCUCUUAGAGAAUUCCAGCUCGAGAUUCGCCCAGGGGUUUUCCUUGGACAGAAGAAUAUCCCUAUCGAUCGAGUUGGAGCGUAGGUCUUUAAAUGUGGGUUUUUUCUCCCACAUACGCCAGGUACCUGAUAGUCCAAUAGCUACAUCCCCGGAGGACGAUAUCCGUUGCUCGCGUCUGCGCAUAUGACAAUCCUCACGGCCAAAGCAGCCGGGGUCCCCAAAGUUAUCGCCUGCACGCCUCCGAUCAACGGGCAGAUACCUCCCUCGACCGUGGCAGCUGCAUAUCAUGCAAGAGCUGACGAGAUUUGGAUUCUCGGCGGCGUCCAGGCCGUUGCAGCGAUGGCCAUUGGCACAGAAACCAUGGACAAGGUUGACUUCAUUGCUCACGUCCAUCCGAAAAGGUCUCUGAUUGCCUUUCAGCGAGCUUUCGGCAAUUUUCGACAGACCUUUCCAAUCCAACCCCCAUCCAACUGACAAGGUGGUACCGCGUGCAUUGUAUGGACUGGCAGAACUCUGAAACUUUCGACACGUCGUUGAAGACUUCAUUCUGAUCGAUACUGUCGCAAAAACGACGGCGUUA